Molecule: messenger RNA, 1050 nt
Organism: Malassezia sympodialis ATCC 42132
Lineage: Eukaryota; Fungi; Basidiomycota; Malasseziomycetes; Malasseziales; Malasseziaceae
Source: RefSeq, a predicted model, not a curated record
AUGGUGUUUGUACACAUUGUGCUGUUCAAAGUGAAGCCGCAAGUCUUGAACAAUGGCUUUGAAGAAUUCAAGGCCCGUCUAGAGACGCUCCGUGAUCUGCAGAUUACCAAGGACGUUGUGAAGCAGCUCAAGUUCAGUCCCCCGAUCUGGGACACUCGGGCACACGGCUUCAACUACGGUCUCUAUACUAUCUUUGAGACGCGCGAGGAUCUCGAGCGCUACAAGGAAGACAAUGAUCACAAGGACAGCGCUUCGGACCGCGACGUGGUGUGGCGGAUCACUGGGGAUACGCCAACGAUGCCUUUGACCAAACGUGCAGUGAGCUCUCACGAUGUUUUGCGCAGUGAUUCAGAGCACCAGGGACUCUCUCGCGUCUCUUCUGCCUAUGAUACGAUCCCGUCCGAUAUUCAGAAUCGACUGCAAAGCAUGAGCUGGCGCAUACGGUCAAAUGUGAGCCGCGGCUACCUGGGCCAUACAAAGACAUAUGACGCCCAAGAUUCGGGCGGCACCGAGUUUCAGUCGGCUAAUUCGACGCUUGAGAAUGUGAAGAGCACCUACAAUCAGUGGGGACGCACCGCCUCGGUGCCGAAUGGUGCCCUGCGCGGCCAUGGAAAUAUGAUGCCGCCGCCGCCGCCGCCCAAUAUGAUGUCACGAUGGUCCUCGGACACGGAGACGGCAAAUACAUCCUUCGGCUCUAGUGUGCCCUCGCUCUCCUUGAAGCGUGGCAUGGGUGAAGACGACAGUGAUGCGAUCCUGGCUGGUGCCUUUGCUGAUGAAGACGGUAGCUUUGGCGCAUCGUGGGACGCACCCAUGGUACCUGAAGAGAACAGUCCGCCGUCAAUGGACGGCCCUACCCUCUCCGGUAGCCGGCCCAUGCGGCCACUGCCGUCUCGUGGACCCUUCCGCCCGGCACUCUCCUUGCCUGUGGUAUCGCAGCCAUUCACUCAUAAUGAUGCACGGCAGGCCAUGGACCUAGCUGAAGAGGACGGCUCGGAGCAGUUCCACCACAUUGAUUUCUCGGCGUACGCGGCGAACCCCGAUGGAUUUUAG